Messenger RNA from Colletotrichum navitas, 814 nucleotides. RefSeq lists its product as uncharacterized. The record is from RefSeq and is a predicted model, not a curated record. The transcript has a single exon. Bases 256 to 708 code for a protein of 150 amino acids. Lineage: Eukaryota; Fungi; Ascomycota; Sordariomycetes; Glomerellales; Glomerellaceae.
CUGGUGCCUUUGUUUUUCAAAGUCCCCCUUCCCCCUCCCCUUUCCUUUCUCAUGUGAUGGGUUUUCCUUUUUCCUUGUUUUUUCUUCUCUCGUUGUUUACUGUGUUUCCCGGUUCCUGUGGGGCCUGGUUGUGUUUCUUCUCGUCUCUCCUCUUUUAGGGUUGGUCGGCCUUUCAUCAGCAUUUCAUCUCCCCCGGGCUGCCAGCCUGCCAACCCAAAGUUGAACGGCUACUACGUAGGUAGUGUAUCCGUACCUAUGGUAGUACUGCGCGCCGUCGGGGACACGGACCUCCUUACCCCCACCUUCCUUUUCCCGGCAUCAUUCAAUCAACCUUCGUCAUACAGGCAGGUAGGGAGGUAUUUUCUCGUCUCUCAUUUCCUGCCCUAUCCCAUCCGGGCCAUUCUAUUCGUACAAGGCACCCUACCUACCUACCUACCUAUGCCAUGCAAUCUCAUGCCACCCCUGCUCUGCACCCGAGCCCCUUGUCCUCUUCCAUUCCCCUGGGCUCAGUUAAUCUUCUUUGCAUCCACCCACAGACGUUCUGAUCCAUUGAUCCUUCCCUUCUUCUUUUUUGCUUUGACGGCCUUGUGUGAUGUACACGCACGCAGGCAUUACGCUUGUAUCUCUCAUUACGCUUCUUACUACCUACUAUCCCUGGCUGAUGUUGUCCUGUCUCACGCAACCCUUUUCUUCAAUGCAACUACCUAAGCACCACCUACUAUGCAUGGUAGGAACAUGACUUGAAACAGCGCAGAGAGGGGAGGGUGGGAUCGGUAAUGAAUACCAUUCUGAUGGGCUAAUCAAACCGGUUUAC